AUAACGUAAAGCACUCGUGGAUAUCAUAAUCUAUACUUAAUGAUGAGCGAAAAAAGGGAACAGAGAAUGCUAAUAAAAGAUGGAAUAAUAUAUUUAUGAAGUACGAUGUAUUUACAUAGAAGGUGUAUUCAAAUUACUUUCCAUUCAGUAGCUUCUCAUUCAAUUUAAGAAGUUCGCUUCUUUCGGAAUUUACUAAACGGUCCGAAAAGCAUAUCUUCCUUUCAAUAAGGGAAAACGUUUCGUUAAAGAUGCGGUUAAUGUUAAAUACUUGUAGGUGUUUAAGAAAGAGCUAUAUAUUUGUCGUAAUUUGGAUAUUUGGAUUUUCAGUUUAUUCAUUAACCGUUGGAAAUGUGUCACUUGCAAGGGAUUCGGCAACGUUAGGACGAUUAGGGGACAGAAGGGCAGCACAAGAAAAUGGUGUACUUUAUGGUCAAUUAUUGCAGGGUGGUGAACAUGUUGCAGAAAAUGAGGCUGAUAAUACAGAAAGAGAAAUUCGAAAACGUGUUGUUAACUCACGCGCUGGAAAUUUCACUUAUGUUUCAAGGGGCAAUAGUUCAAUAUUUGACUCAUCCAGAGGACAGUUUCGUGUGAUAGAUAGAUAUUUAAAGAAAAUGGAGCACGGGUUUUUCGUGGAACUUGGUAGUGAAGGAAACGAGCCUGCUUCCCUAACAUUUUUGCUAGAGAAAAGUAGGGGUUGGACUGGACUCGUGAUUGAACCGGAAGCUGAGAAAUUCCAGUCACUUAUGCACAUGAAGAGGAAUUCUAAAUUUCUACAAUCUUGCAUAAAUGCGACAAGCGAAGUUUGGCCUGCAGAGGGAUCCAGUGAAGAACCUUGCCUCAGACUAGUAGAUAUUUUGAAGGCUAUUAAGCGAAAUAAAAUCGAUUUACUUGUGUUAGACGUUACUGGACAGGAGGUACAAUUGCUGACGUCAUUUCCGUUUAAAGAUAUUGACGUUAGCAUGAUAAAUGUCGAAAUUCAUGGAAUGAAUAGAUAUCCAGUACAACUUGUACAGAAGUUGAAAACUCAGUUUGAAAGUGUUCAAUUUAUGACAAAUCACAUAUACGGGAAGUCAGAUAUGGUAUUUCUAAACAAACAAUUUAAAUCAUGACUGUAACAGUUGAGGACAAACGCAUUAAAAGAGUCAUUAAAUGGCAAAUUCAGUUAUAAUCUAAUUCAAAACUUUUAAACUACUUUAAAGUAUAUACACAUUGCGUGAAAUUCACCAAGUCUCAGAAUUAUGAAAUAUGUUUCGAAUAUGCCUCUAAGCAGUUACAGGGUCAUCAUGUUAGGAAACAGAUGCAACGGUGUCAAUCUCCUUCAGUUGCCGUACCUGAUCUCAGUCUUAGGACUCUAAUGCAGAAGCAAGGAUGACAACCCUAUACAUGAUAUUGAAGAAAAAAAGAGUAUGGUGCUGUGAUAUGAUGUCAGUUGAGAAAUGUCAUCCAGAAAGGGAGAAACGCACAGUCUAAUACAUAAAUAAUCGGUUAACUGUGAUGGCUAGUGUACAAUUAAAUCCCCCGCCUGAAUUGCUAUAUUUACAUUUUCCUUCGUUUUGACUUUGACAAGAUUUACUUUCUUCUAAAUUGAAUAAUAUUAAGUUUUGGAUUAGGGCUAAAACAACAACAAGGAAAAAAGUGGUGGAUUAAUCGUAAAAGUGCCCCAGUUAAGUGAUAUAACACUAGAGGUCAAUCAGUGACACAUAAAAUAAUCACAUCUUUCUUUUACCUAUACAACUGUAUGACACAAGUGGAAAGGAACAAUGAACUGACUGUAUGGUUAAACAAUUUCAUUGUAACGUCAAUUUAUAUGGUAAAUACUGAAGUUUUUUCUUGUUUUUAUGUAUGAUGUGUGAUGUGGUACAAAUAACAUUAUAUAUAAAUUUCAGCUUUCAGUUUACUGAUAUACAAACCUGGUUAUUUAUGGUUGAAUCUUAAAGCAAUAAAUACUGUUGAUUGUUUGUGUUUUGUAAUACGAUGAGCAUUGUCUUUAUCACAUAUUAUUUGUGAGCUAAUUAACAAAACAUCAUCAUGAAUAAAUACAUACAUGUAUAAUACU
Molecule: messenger RNA, 2056 nt
Organism: Mercenaria mercenaria
Lineage: Eukaryota; Metazoa; Mollusca; Bivalvia; Venerida; Veneridae
Exons: 3
Coding region: 249-1109 (286 amino acids)
Source: RefSeq, a predicted model, not a curated record